UCAGCCAAUUCACGGCUGUACCGAAGUAGUUACUAGUACACAGAGGCCGCUGCAGAUACACGCAAAAUAUUUACUUUUAAAUACGCAACUUCUAUUAUUAGCCACGAUCGAGAACCUGCUUUAGUAAUAACGAAUUUGACCCGGAGUCGUAAAGGCUGUGCAGGGUGAAGUCGGGGGAGACGGACAGGAAAAAAACAAAGAUGGCUGUGUAGCCAGAGAGACGAGUCCCAGCAGAACUGUCUCUAGCCGCGGCUUUAACCACCGACAGGUCCCGUGGACAGUCAGCCGGUACCGGAGCAGGGACGUUAGCCGAGCUGGGCCGCUGGUGCACAUCGUUGUAAUCUGCUGUCAUUGCGAAUAACGGCGUCGAGAGCACAACAACAGCUGAGAGACGCCUGAGUUGUUUUUGUUCUGCCUGGGCAAAGGGAGAGGACUGCUGUGUUUUUGUCAACGUAGCUAGCCGCAUAGUCUGCUAGCAUCACUGUACAUCUCAGAAAUUUCUUGACAGCCGUCGCCAUGUCUUCACUGGAAGAGAGAGACGUGGGCGUUGCGGCCGCCCCUGGCUCCUCCUCGGCCGGCCUGGGGGUCGGGGCCGUGGGGGCAGCGGUGGAGGCUGUCGCCGGGGUCGCAGCCAUGCAGGAGGAGGUCGGGAUGCGGAGAGAAGGGCCCGAGCCUGACCAAGACGAGCCACCCAAGAAGAGGGUGAGACUUCCCGAGGGAGAGUCAGGAAAGCUGGAGGAGAGACUGUACUCAGUGCUGUGCUGCACCGUGUGCCUAGACUUGCCCAAGGCGUCUGUAUACCAGUGUACCAAUGGACACCUGAUGUGCGCAGGCUGUUUUAUCCACCUCCUGGCUGAUUCUCGUCUCAAGGAGGAACAGGCCACGUGUCCCAACUGCAGGUGUGAGAUCAGCAAGAACCUGUGCUGCAGGAACCUUGCCGUGGAGAAGGCUGUCAGUGAGCUGCCGACAGAAUGCACAUUCUGCCUAAAACAGUUCCCCCGCUCCAGUUUAGAGCGACACCAGAAAGAGGAGUGCCAAGACAGGGUGACACAGUGUAAGUACAAGAGGAUUGGCUGCCCUUGGCAAGGUCCGUUCCAUGAGCUGCCAGCACACGAGAGUGAGUGCUCGCAUCCCACUAAGACUGGGACAGAGCUGAUGGGGAUACUGGGAGAGAUGGACCAGAACCACCGCAGAGACAUGCAGCUCUAUAACGGCAUCUUCAGCCUGCUCUGCUAUGAAAAGAUUGGCUUUACAGAGGUGCAGUUCAGGCCAUACCGAACUGAUGACUUCAUCACUCGUCUGUACUAUGAAACACCGCGCUUCACUGUUCUCAACCAGACGUGGGUGCUGAAGGCCCGUGUUAACGACUCUGAGCGCAACCCCAACCUGUCCUGCAAGCGCACCCUCUCCUUCCAGCUCAUCCUCAAAAGCAAGGUGAACUCUGCCCUGGAGUGCUCCUUCCUGCUGCUAAAGGGGCCGUAUGACGACGUGCGGAUCAAGCCGGUCAUCCACCACCACUCCUUCAGCAACGACGCCAACGAGACCGACUACGUCCCUUUGCCCAUCUCUGAUUCAGUGGAGUGCAACAAACUGCUGGCCGCCAAAAACAUCAACCUGCGCCUGUUCAUCUUCCAAGUCCAAAAAUAAAGAGUGAGGGAACAGGAGGAGGAGGAGGAAGAAGAGGAAGAGGGGUGAUGGAUGACGAGGGGCAGAGGGAGAGAGAGAGAGAGAGAGAGAGAGAGAGGAGUGAUGAAGAUUAAAGAGAGACACCACUGAA
Micropterus dolomieu (smallmouth bass) is the source of this 1777-nucleotide messenger RNA. RefSeq names its product cysteine/histidine-rich 1 (gene zftraf1). Lineage: Eukaryota; Metazoa; Chordata; Actinopteri; Centrarchiformes; Centrarchidae. The coding region runs from base 517 to 1647 and encodes 376 amino acids. Gene Ontology annotation, cellular component: nucleus. The transcript is spliced from 7 exons. Gene Ontology annotation, molecular function: zinc ion binding. The record is from RefSeq and is a predicted model, not a curated record.